AUGUCCGGGGUCGCUGACACGCCGGUGCCAAUGGAGGUGGUCGACUUGUCCGCGGGGUGGUCGUUCAAGCAGCGUGAUGAUGCUGGUGAAAAUGCCUGGUAUCCGGUCAAGAAGGUUCCUUCCACUGUGCACCAGGACUUGAUCGACAACAAGAAGCUGGAUGAUCCCUUCCUCGGGUUCAACGAGAUCAAGGCAGAGUGGGUGGGUUUGAAAUCCUGGACUUACCGGACCACAAUCGCCAACCCAUCUGUACUACCGCGAGGCUCCAAAGCUGUACUGGCCUUUGACGGUCUGGACACUUUUGCUCAUGUCAGGUUAGACGGCAAAACCAUCCUGCGAAGCGACAACAUGUUCUUGCCACACCGCGUCGACGUCACAGAAGCCAUUCAAUCAUCCAGAGUGGACCAGGACCACAGUUUGGAGGUGGAGUUCGAACCGGCCUUCCUGAAAGCCCGGGAAAUCAAGGACCAGCAUCCAGAGCAUAAGUUUAUCUGUUUCAACGGUGAUCCGGCACGUCUGGCGGUCAGGAAAGCACAGUAUCACUGGGGCUGGGACUGGGGACCUCUGCUCAUGUGCGCAGGGAUUUGGAGACCUGUUCGUCUGGAGAUGUAUUCCAUCAGGAUAGCUGAUCUGCGGACCGGUGUUACCAUUGCGGACGACUACAAGCUCGCCGCUAUCCAGGCCUCUGUGGAGGUUGAAGGGCUCGAGAACCAGCAUCAUGGCCGUAUUGUCCAAGUCCGCUUCACCGUCAGUCUCGGCGAUAGAGAGGUCUUUUCACGCCAGGCCGAUGUGACGCCGCUGGGGGGAAGGCACAAGGCCACUGCUACUGCCCACCUCGAGGUUUCCGAUCCGCAAUUGUGGAUGCCCAACGGGUACGGCCAGCAGCCGCUGUAUACCGUGAGUGUGACCCUCUCGACCGAAGAAGGGACUGUUUUGCACCAAGACUCUCGCCGCAUCGGUCUGCGCAAGGUGCAACUCGUCCAGGAGCCUGAUUCCCACGGAAAGUCGUUCUACUUUCGCGUCAACGAUGUCGACAUCUUCUGCGGUGGCUCAUGCUGGAUUCCUACCGAUAGCUUCUUGACGAACGUGACACCCGAGAAGUAUCGAGCGUGGAUCGAGUUGAUGGUGCCGGCGAACCAGAAAAUGAUCAGAGUUUGGGGGGGAGGAAUUUACGAAAACGACGCCUUUUACGACGCAUGCGAUGAGCUGGGGAUCAUGGUGUGGCAGGAUUUCAUGUUUGGAUGUGGAAACUAUCCCUGCUUCCCGGCAAUACUCACGUCGAUCGAAGCAGAGGCCGUGGCCAAUGUUCGGCGGAUCCGUCACCACCCUUCCCUGGUGAUUUUUGCCGGCAACAAUGAAGACUACCAAGUGCAAGAGUCGGCCCAUUUGACCUACGACUACGAAGACAAGACCGAGGAACAUUGGCUGAAAUCUGACUUCCCAGCACGCUACAUCUAUGAAUCCUUACUACCGAGAAUCUCGGCGGCAGAGGCUCCCUGGAUCCCAUACCAUCCAGGAUCGCCCUGGGGUGACGGCAAGAUCAGCUCGGACCCCACCGUAGGAGACAUGCACCAGUGGAAUGUCUGGCACGGGACGCAGGAGAAAUACCAAAUCUUUGAUUCAUUGGGAGGACGGUUCAACUCCGAGUUUGGCAUGGAGGCGUUCCCACACAUUGCGACGAUCAAGUCGUUUGUUGAGAGAGAGGAAGAUCUGUACCCCCAAAGUCAUGUGCUAGAUUUUCACAACAAGGCGGAUGGUCAUGAAAGACGGAUUGCUACGUACCUGGUGGAGAAUGUGAGGACGGCAACAGAGCUCGAGGCGUAUAUCCACUUGACCCAGCUGAUCCAAUGCGAGGCUCUGAUGUUUGGAUAUCGCGGCUGGCGGAAGCAAUGGGGCGACGACCGACGCUGCGGCGGAGCCCUGGUGUGGCAGCUCAACGACUGCUGGCCGGUGACUAGUUGGUCGAUUGUCGACUACUACCUGAGGAGAAAACCGGCGUACUAUGCCAUGGCGCGUGUUCUAGCCCCGGUAGCGGUCGGAAUUCGUCGAUCCCACCACGACUGGAGUGUAACACACGCGCGCGAACCCCGGACGCAGGAUUGGGAGCUGUGGGUCGUCAGUGCAAAGCUGACCGAGAUCACCGCCGAUGUGGAGGUCAAGUUCGUGUCCGUCCAGACAGGUCUGGAGAUCAAGGACAGGAUUGUGAAGAAGGGAGUCAAGGUCGCUCCCAACGGAACUACCGACGUUCUCAAGGGGCAGGUUGACAAUGUGCACGAGGAGCCCCAUGUCCUGGCCGCGCGGAUUUGGGUCGACGGCACAUUGGUUGCUCGUGACACCGAUUGGCCGCAGCCUCUAAAAUAUCUCCAGUUUCCCGAUCGGAACGUCAAGGUCGAAAUGGUGGGUGACGAGAUGCAUGUCUCUGCAGGAAAGCCGGUCAAGUGUCUUGUGUUUGAAGAGCGGGAAGGGUGUCAUCUUAGCGACAGCGCGAUUGACUUGGUGCCCAAUGACCAACAGAUUAUCCGAGUGCGAGGACUCAAGGCUGGAGAACCACCACUCAACUGGACAUACCUGGGGGCUGGGGAGCAAUGA
This is a messenger RNA of Cladophialophora psammophila CBS 110553, 2589 nucleotides long. RefSeq names its product beta-mannosidase B. The transcript is spliced from 3 exons. The record is from RefSeq and is a predicted model, not a curated record. Lineage: Eukaryota; Fungi; Ascomycota; Eurotiomycetes; Chaetothyriales; Herpotrichiellaceae. Bases 1 to 2589 code for a protein of 862 amino acids. Gene Ontology annotation, molecular function: beta-mannosidase activity. Gene Ontology annotation, biological process: glycoprotein catabolic process; carbohydrate metabolic process.